AUGGUAUCAAUUACUCGUGCAGCGAACUGGGAUAAAGUUUUUGAGCAACAAUUUAUUGCAAUUCCACCUUCAGGGGAUGAGGUAGUCUUGUAUCAAACAAGCCAUGAAGAUCCCAGUUUUGAAUCGAAUACAAUCGUUCCCAUUAAUUCGAGAGGCGGGUUUGACAACAUUCAAUGUUCAAGUUACCUGAGUACCAAACAAGGGGUUAUUGGGGUGGGUUCGAUAAAUGGAAAUAUUUCGGUAUUCGACAUUAAUUCCUCAUCAUCUUCAACAUUGCAUUUACAACCAAAACAAAAUAGACCUUGUAAUUCGCUUUCCUUCAGUCAUUCCAAUUUGAUAGCGGCCGGGUUCGACAAAGGGAGACAAGAUAACUCAUUACAGAUUUGGGAUAUCCAGGAAUAUCCCAGAACAGGGGACAUCAAUAGUGAUGCGACAUCUCGACGUCCCGUGCUGUCAUACAUCCCCAACGAGGCAGUUCUAUCCGCUGCGUUCCUUCCUGACAAAGAAGUCAACGUUAUUUGUGGGUCAUACAAGUUUUUAAGAGAAAUUGAUACCAGAGCAGAUCUGCCAAUAUAUCAGAUUGCAACGAAGUGUACUUUGGGAUUGAUGGUUGACCCUUUCCAACCACAUUUGUUCCAGUCAUAUAGUGAGGAUGGAUCAUUGUUUAUUUGGGAUAGAAGAAAACUCACCAGUAACAACCGGAAAUUAAAGGCUUCUUCUGGAAACGUUCUCAUUGAGAACCCAUUACUACAAUUCAACAAGCUAUUAAGUGGGCCCUCCUUCAGGAAGAAUCUUCGUCCUUGUGUGAGGUACUCUGCUGUUCGUAGGGGUGAAUUUUCUGCAAUAUUCAAUGGUGAUCUUAUAAGACGAUGGCACACUGGUGUUGUGCCUCCCAAAAAGGUCACGCCAAAUAGAUUACUUGAGUCUGCCACUUUACAAAGCCUAAUUCAGCAAUCUUCGGUGUUGUACAAAUCAACAGAAGAAUCUUUGUUCGUAUCUAUGGUUCUUGACGUCAAAACAGACUAUGAAAAAGUUGUAUCUUUUGACUAUUCCCCAGAUAUUUUAUCCCAUACGUCAACCAAUUUUGUAUGUAUGAGGCAGUCGGGAUCCGUGUUUAGAAUGCCUGUUGUUGAAUCUAUCGAAGCAUUGGAUUUCAAUCCAUAUAAUGAAUUUUCAAUUGCUGGACCCGAAGGGACAACUACAAAUUUUCUUACACUAGAUGUGUCUGAGGGCAUAGACCACAAUAGAAGAAGAAAACUGUCUCAUCAAUUAAAGAUAGAUGAUUUGUCCAAGGAAGAUAAUUACAGAGGAGGGUAUGAAGAGGAGCGCAACUCGUUGGAAGGUACCUCGGUCACAAUCGAGGACAGUGUUGGUGAUCGAGCCAUCUCAAACGGAAAAAGGUUUUCAUACGAUGAGCAUGAUUCAGAACCCAUUCUCAAUACCUACUUGGAUUCGAACUCCAUUAAUAUAAACGACAUAUGUGUUGUGAUCAGAAAGCGUGCCAGCAUGGGCUAUGGUGUCCUUCCUGACAAGAAUAUAGAAAUUUUGGAGACGCUAGAUCCAAAUGAUAACCAAUUAGCACUUAGACAUGUGUGGAAGUGGUUAAGUUUAGCAAAAAAGUCAUUGGAUAAGGGAACAAUGGUUUCGGAAGGAAUUGAUUUGGGAUACCAAGGAGUUCAAGGUAUUUGGAAUGGAGUCGAUGCGUUAAAUGAUCAGAAUCGAGUCAUUUCAGCUAGAGACAAGAUUAAUGAAGCUUGGUUUGCACAGGCUGUAAAGUCAAUAAUUGCUUCCAAAGGUAAGAAGUUUAUUGGUAUAAAUAUACCAGAGGACAGCGAGAAGAAAGCGCAACGUAAAUUAUGUUUGAUUGUUUCUGGAUGGUACCUUACAGAAAGUGAAUUUGAGGAAAAAAUUCAGCAACUUAUUUCUUUGGGUAUGGUUUCUAAAGCUGCCGGGUGGGCAGUUUUUCAUGGCAAUGUGGCUAAAGCAAUUGACAUAUUGAGCAACUCAAAGAGAGAGAGAUUACGGUUAAUGGCUACAGCUAUAGCAGGGUACUUGGCAUACAAAAACACAAACACAAAUAGUCCGUGGAAAGAUCAGUGCCGUAAAAUGGCGUCAGAGUUGGAUGAUCCAUAUUUGAGAGCAAUAUUUGCUUUUAUUGCUGAUGACGAUUGGUGGGAUGUUUUAGACGAACAUUCUCUUCCAUUGAGAGAACGUGUUGGUGUCGCUAUUAGAUUCUUACCCGAUCGUGAUUUAACUGUUUAUUUGAAUAGAAUUGGCGAUACCGUCGUUCAGAGGGGAGAACUUGAGGGGUUAAUCUUGACAGGAAUCACCCCAAGAGGUAUAGAUUUGUUGCAAAGUUUUGUUGACAGAACCAGCGACGUUCAAACUGCAGCUUUGCUUUCAGCUUUUGCAUGCCCAAGGUAUUUUGCUGAUAAUAGAGUCCGCCAUUGGAUUGAUUGUUACAGAAACCUUUUGAACAGCUGGCGAAUGUUUAGUGUCAGAUCGAAAUUAGAUGUUUCUCGAACAAAGUUGUCAAAAGCUUUUGAUGGGGAAAAGAAGAUCAAGGCUACACCCAAACAGGUGUACCUUCAAUGCAACCGCUGCAAUAAAAAUAUAUCAAAGGGAUACAAUAAUAUGAAUAAUCAGAAUUUGUUGAAGCAGUUUUCCAAAUCAGGUAUGAAGAAAAGCACGCUAUUAAACGCAUGUCCUCAUUGCGGUGCACCAUUGCCCCGAUGCUCCAUAUGUAUGCUAUCACUUGGCUCUGAAAUUCCAUUGGAUCAUAAGUUAACCAACUCGGUUCAUGAGGAAAUUGACAAUAAAUUUAAAAACUGGUUUAGUUUUUGUUUGAGUUGUAAUCAUUGUUAUCAUGCCCAUCAUGCUGAAGAGUGGUUUUCAACACAUAGUAUAUGUCCAGUACCCGAUUGUGAUUGUCAAUGUAAUAAUAAAUAG
Messenger RNA from Lodderomyces orthopsilosis Co 90-125, 2949 nucleotides. RefSeq lists its product as uncharacterized. Gene Ontology annotation, cellular component: cytoplasm. The coding region runs from base 1 to 2949 and encodes 982 amino acids. Gene Ontology annotation, molecular function: protein binding. NCBI's taxonomy places the organism in Eukaryota, Fungi, Ascomycota, Pichiomycetes, Serinales, Debaryomycetaceae. Gene Ontology annotation, biological process: positive regulation of TORC1 signaling. The transcript has a single exon. The record is from RefSeq and is a predicted model, not a curated record.